AUGACGCGCAGCGCCCGCAGCUCUACCCUAUGCGAGUGGGCACUUGGCGUCAGCGUCGAGGAAUACUGCAACUCUAUUGAGCGGCGCAGGCGGAAGAAGUCUAGCAGCAGACAGCGGAUCUGCGUCGAGAUUUCCACUGACGAUGAAUCCGAGGAGGACACUGUCAAGAUCACAUACCCGCGCGCCAAUCGCAGCAAGGACUCUUCAGGCUCCGGGUCCAAGAAGGUCCGUUUUGAGAAGGCCUCAGCGAAGUCUGCACUGAAGGCUGCAGAGUCAGAAGCCGAGUCCAAAGACAAGAAGAAGUCGGAUAAGGCAGACGACACAUCUGAGUCUGAAUCGGAGGCCAAGUCGAAGAAGAAGAGAAGCGACAAGGCCGCCAAGAAGAAGAAGAAGAAGGUAGCAGAUUCUUCGUCCGAAAGUGAGACAGACGAGAGUGAGGAGGAGAUGCCGGCACCCCCCAAGAAGAAGAAGACGCAAGAAAAGACCAAGGACGGUGUCAAAAAAUCGGCCAAGACCAAGGAGAGCGCUGCCCCAGCCGACACCGAACCCAACAACGUCGGCCCUACGGACAAGAAAGUUCGGAACAAGCAUGGAGGAGCGAAGGCGAAUGAGACCAAGAAGCUCGACAAGCCUCAGAAAGUAAUGCCCGAGGCUGCGCUGUCUCCUCACCUACGCCGUCCCAAUCUCAUUAUGCCCAUCCGCGCGGAGGUCGUCCAAGUUGAGCAUACCAUUGAGGGCGUCGAAGAUCCUCGACCCAAUGCUUUCCACGACCCUCAGCACGGUGUCGUCCGAGUCUAUCAUGGCCCAGCCUACGGUAACCCCUACGGCUUGCUAUAUCCUGCUCGCGACCCGAAAAACGCUCCUUUGCCGAUGGGUGUUCCCCAUCCCCUGCAGAACCCCUAUUUCCACGGCUUCGCCAAUCCUGCAAACCCCGGAGAUGCCCACUUCAAGGGCCACUCUCCCUGGGGCUCUAUGCCAGUCACGUGUAUGCCUGGAGGACCGCCAGUCAUGGCGCCAGUCGACCCGAUGCAGAUGGGGAUGCAGAUGCCGUCGUGGUGGGGUCCUAUGUCUCCUAAAGUUCUCUCUCCAAAGGGAUCUCCAAAGCCUGUUAUGUCGGGAGCCAUUCCAGCAGACACGGCAUCGACAGGUGCCAAGAAUAAGGAACAAGGAUGGGAUACCAAUGUCGGUCCUCAACAAAGCAAGGCCCCUUCGCCUCUGGCAAAGGUAGCGAGCCCUAACAACGUGGCUCCUGCUUCCCCUAUCAACAUCAAUUUGACAGUGAAUCCGAAUACCCCAUGGGCUGCUUUUGCUAGCGACCUCAGCAAAAAGUCUACUCCGAACAAGAACGGAUCGCAGAAUGGAAGCAAAAACUCCUGGGGAUCGAAGAAGAGCACAGACUGGCAGCCCUUGGGCAGUGGCCAGCAUCCAGAUCUUGCUUGGGGCAACACUCCCACGAAGAGCCAGGGGAGCAACAAGGGGAGCAACAAGGGCAGUAAUUCAGGCUGGACCAAGAUUGGUGAUGCGAACAAUGAUUCUUGGGGAGCGACUGGGGCCAGCGGAAGCAACAGUGGGUGGAACACCACGAACACUGACCAGGCCAAUGAUACUUGGGGGACAUCCGGCAACACCCAGGGCAACGACGCCCAGACAACUUCUGGUGGCGAUGGCUGGACAACGACGAAUGGUACCACUUGGGACAACACCGACAAUAAUAACAACAACACCGAAGCCAUGAACAAAGAUGGAUGGGGAGCCUCCAACGACCAGUCGGCCGAUGCCUGGGCCAACUCUGGAGGCGACUACAGCAACAACUGGGGAACUGGAUCGAACCAUUCUGGCUCCAAGAAGUCAAACAAGAACCAAAAUGGUAAUGGGAGCAACCGAAGUGCCAGUGGUCAAGCCAAGCCUGCUGCGAACUGGGAUGGCCAGGGAAACAAUGUUGGCUACUCAGGAUCGGAACGUAAGGUGUCGAAUACCUCGAACAAGUCGAAGAAGACAUCGCCGCCGCCGCCUUCAACCAAUGACGGCUGGGACAACAACGCUGGGCCUUCGACCAACAGUCCCGUCGGUGACUCGUCCAAUAAAAGCAACGGAGGUAAGAAGAGCUCAAAGAAUGCAUCCAAGGGCGACGCGUGGGGAACUGCCAGCAACUCGGCCUGGACAACAGACAAUAAUGCCGGCCCAACGGCCAAAAACAGCCCUCACAAUUCCCAAUCCUCAAAGAAGAGCUCGAGAAGUAAGGAGAAGACCGAUCAGUGGGUUUCGGCUGGCGGCGGCGCCGGAUGGGGCCCCGAGACCACAAGUGGCGAAGUCAACUAUGGCCCGACGGCGACCGAGAUGAGCAAGACCUCGAGCAGCAGCAAGAGUAUGCCAGGCGCCUGGGAUGUCAACAUCCCUCCUUGGGGAGACGCGACUUUGGCGCAAUCGACAGGUGGCGCGGCAGAUCAAUGGUAGAGGUGGUUUUGGCGAAGCCGAGUUCAUGGGGAGCGCCUGAAGUAUACCACAACCAGGAGAAGUGGAAUCGACUGGCGAGAGACAUUUGACAGCAGCUGCUUGAACUUUUUUUGGGAGGCCGAGAGAUCUCGGUGUUCUGCAUUUUUUGGGGGGUGGGGGGUUUCCCAAGCAUGGAGGUUAUGGGCUUUGGCGAUUACAUUAUUCGAUGGGAGUUGCGGGCGGAGGAGAUAUUGAGUUUUACUACUAGAUCUUUUACCCGCAUGGGAGGC
Molecule: messenger RNA, 2723 nt
Organism: Colletotrichum phormii
Lineage: Eukaryota; Fungi; Ascomycota; Sordariomycetes; Glomerellales; Glomerellaceae
Exons: 2
Coding region: 1-2454 (817 amino acids)
Source: RefSeq, a predicted model, not a curated record